AUGUCGUCCUUAGAAUUUUGGUUGGAUUUCUUGGGUUCUCCCACUCUCAAUAGCCUUCCUUCUGACUUCAAUAGACCUACAAAUGGUCAAAUUGAUGAACAAAAGAGAAUCAUUUCUGACCUUUCUGAUGGACAAUCUUCAUUUCUCACUAAUUUGACUUUGUUUGUCAUCUUGGUAUAUCGUUUAUCCGGCGAUGAAGAGAUUACCAUUGCUACUGACAAUGACAAGUUUGAGCCAUUUGUGUUGAAACUUACUUUGGAUGAUCCUAAUAGUUCAUUUCAUGAUUUAUAUGAGCAGGUCACCCAUCUUUAUGAUCAACUCUCUCAAAAAGUUGUACCACUCAACCAGAUUGUCAGUGCUUUACAAGACAAGAGAAGUCUUGAUACUGCUCCAGCUCUCUUCAGGGUAUCCUUUCAACAUUCCAGAGGAUCUGAAGAGAAGCUAGCUACCUCUGUUAAUGGAUCUGUGAGAGAUCUGGCUCUUUUUCAGCAAGAAAAUGGACAAAUAAAUGUCUUUUACAAUGCUCUUCUAUAUAGAGAAAAGAGACUUGAAUACUUUGGUGAGCAGUUCAGACAAACUGCCAAUAGCUUUGCUGAGGAUUCCUCCUUACCAAUCUCUAAAGUCUCAUUGAUCACCUCUUCUCAAAAGACCAUUUUGCCCGAUCCAACUGCUGAUUUAGACUAUAGCAAUUACCGUGGUGCUAUUCAGGACAUUUUCAGUGAUAAUGCCGCUAAAUUUCCUGAUAGAACUUGCGUUAUCGAGACCGCUUCCUUUUUAGAUCCCAAAACAUACGAUAGAACAUUCAAUUAUCGUCAAAUCGACCAGGCUUCCAACAUUGUUGGCAAUUACUUAGUUAAAACACAUAUUAAACGAGGCGAUAUUGUUAUGAUUUACGCAUAUAGAGGUGUUGAUUUGAUGGUGGCUGUUAUGGGUGUGUUGAAAGCCGGUGCUACAUUUUCUGUCAUCGACCCUGCCUAUCCCCCUGCUAGACAGAAUAUUUACUUGAAGGUUGCUGAUCCUCGAGGAAUUAUUGUCAUCAAAAAAGCCGGUACUAUCAAUCAGCUUGUGGAGGAUUAUAUUACCAACGAAUUGCAUGUGGUAACUCGCAUCGAUGCGUUGGAACUUCAAGACGAUGGUUGUAUCAAUGGUGGUGAAGACAACAACCAGCAAGAUUCAGCCGACAUUUUGCAGCCUUACGAACAGUACAAGUCACAGCGAACAGGCGUCCUCGUCGGUCCGGACUCUGCUCCAACACUUGCCUUUACUUCCGGUUCAGAAGGAAUCCCCAAAGGUGUUCUAGGUCGUCACUUCUCCCUUGCCUACUAUUUCCCAUGGAUGGCCAAGACCUUUCAUCUCAAUGAGAAGGAUAAGUUCACUAUGCUUUCUGGUAUCGCACACGAUCCUAUUCAGAGAGACAUGUUUACUCCUUUAUUUCUUGGAGCCACCCUCUUGGUUCCAACCCAAGAUGACAUUGGUACUCCAGGUAGAUUAGCCGAGUGGAUGGCUGAACAUGGUGCUACCGUCACUCAUUUAACUCCCGCAAUGGGCCAAUUACUUUCUGCUCAGGCUACGGCUAAGAUUGAUUCUUUGCAUCAUGCAUUCUUUGUCGGCGAUAUCUUGACCAAGAGAGACUGUCUUAGACUUCAGACCUUGGCAAAAAAUUGCUAUAUUGUCAACAUGUACGGUACCACCGAAACACAGCGUGCAGUGUCUUACUUUGAGAUUACUAGUAGAGCUAAAGAUCGUUAUUUCUUGGAGACACAAAAGGAUAUUAUGCCUGCCGGAAAAGGUAUGGAUAAUGUUCAGUUACUUGUUGUGAAUCGUCAUGAUACUUUACAGACUUGUGGUGUUGGAGAGGUUGGUGAAAUUUAUGUUCGUGCUGCCGGUUUAGCGGAAUGCUAUCGUGGAUUGCCAGAGAAAAACAAGGAGAAGUUUGUGAACAACUGGUACACAACUCCAGAUGAAUUUAUUGCCAGAGAUAAGGCGCUCGAUAAAGGUGAAUCUUGGAGAAAGUUUUGGAAAGGUCCACGUGAUCGGUUGUAUCGUACUGGUGAUUUGGGAUGUUACCUUCCUGACGGCAACUGCGAAUGUUGUGGUAGAGCAGACGACCAGGUCAAAAUUAGAGGUUUCAGAAUUGAAUUAGGGGAGAUUGAUACACAUAUUUCUCAGUAUCCUCUCAUUCGGCAGAACGUGACACUUGUACGAAACGAUCGAAAUGGGGAUAAGACUUUGAUAUCCUUUGUUGUUCCUAAGUUGAAUUCUGAUCUUGAAAAUUACUACGAGACUAAUGAAAAGACUGAACAUAUUGCAGAUCCUAUAGUCAAAGGAUUGGUCGAGUUCCGAAAGCUAAUAAAGUCUCUAAGAGCCCAUUUGAAAAAGAGGUUGGCCAAUUACGCAAUUCCUACGCUUAUAAUUCCUAUGACUCGCUUGCCAUUGAAUCCUAACGGUAAAGUGGACAAGCCUAAGCUACCGUAUCCAUCCCAAGCACAGUUGUCUGAAGUGGCCAAAUUUUCUGAACAGGAUGAACAAAAUAUUACGUUCUCUGAAAUGGAGUCUAAAAUUAGAGAUUUAUGGCUUGAUGUGCUACCAAAUAGACCUGCCAGCGUGUAUCCAGAUGACUCUUUCUUUGAUUUGGGUGGUCAUUCUAUUCUAGCUACACGUAUGAUCUUCCAGCUUCGUAAGAAAUUCCGUAUAGAUGUUCCACUUGGAACAAUCUUCAAGCACCCUACCAUUAGUUCAUUUGCUGCGGAAGUUGAGCGGGUUGAAAAACACGACUCCUCUUCUGUUGAACAGACAACCAGCGUCGACUAUUACGAAGAUGCUGUCAAUUUGUGCACGACGAUGUUGAAGCCUGCAUAUGCUACCAAAUAUGGAUUGGAUAGAAGCGGCGAAAUCAACGUGUUUCUCACUGGAUGCACUGGAUUUCUUGGAUCGUUCAUCACAAGCGAGCUUUUAUCUAGGUCAGAUAAGGUCAAUAUCCAUAUCUAUGCUCAUGUUAGGGCUAAAGAUACCGAGGCUGGUAUGCAGAGACUUGUUAAUGCUGGAACCACCUACGGCCUUUGGAAGGAUUCAUGGAGGAAGAGGAUUACUGUUGUGCUAGCAAACUUGGCCAAACCGCAGCUUGGCCUAAGCGACGCCGUUUAUCGUCACUUGUCCGAAACAAUUGAUGUGAUUAUUCAUAACGGUGCCAUGGUGCACUGGGUGUAUCCGUACUCUCAGUUGAGAAAUGCCAAUGUGAUUUCCACAAUUAAUGUUCUCAAUUUGGCCGCUCAAGGUAAACCAAAGAACUUCAGCUUUGUCUCUACCACGUCCACUUUGGACGUUGAACACUUCAAUGCGCUCUCUGAUAAGUUGGUGGCAGAGGGUAAGAAGGGAAUUCCAGAGUCUGAUGACCUAAUGAGAUCUUCCAAGGGCUUGGGUAACGGCUAUGGUCAAUCGAAGUGGUCUGCAGAGUACAUCAUUCGUCGAGCUGGCGAAAGGGGACUUAGAGGUGCCAUUGUGAGACCUGGUUAUAUCCAGGGAAGCUCAUUGUCUGGUGCUGCCAAUACGGAUGACUUUUUACUCAGAAUGUUAAAGGGAUGCCUCCAAGUAGGUGAGUAUCCAGAUAUAAAGAAUGGAGUCAAUACCGUUCCUGUUAAUCAUGUGGCCAGGGUUGUUGUUUCGUCGGCUUUACACCCACCUAUUUUUGAUGGCAAGACUAAUUUGCCAGUGGUUCAGGUUACUGGACAUCCAAGAAUACCACUCAAUAAGAUGCUCGCAUCUCUCACCCAAUACGGAUACGACGUAUCCGAGACACAUUACACGAAUUGGGCAAACGACCUUGAAAGGUAUGUUAUAGAUGAAGGUCAUUCUGAUUGUGCAUUAUUCCCUUUGCUUCACUUUGUGUUGGGGAACUUGCCUGAAACUACCAAAGCUCCGGAAUUAGAUGACUCUAAUGCCACCGAGACUUUGAAAGAAGACGUCCGGUGGAAUAGUGAUGGCCACGAUUAUUCUGAUGGAACAGGCGUCACAUUGGAAGUGAUGGGAAUUUAUAUUAGCUACUUGAUCAAAAUUGGUUUCUUGCCUGUUCCGUCCGACAAGGGACCAUUGAAUCUUCCCGUGGCGGAAGUUUCCGAGGAUUCGUUGGAAUUAAUUAGAGGUGGUGCUGGCAAGAGAAGUAGUGCUGCUAUUAAGUGA
Brettanomyces nanus is the source of this 4176-nucleotide messenger RNA. RefSeq lists its product as uncharacterized. The coding region runs from base 1 to 4176 and encodes 1391 amino acids. Gene Ontology annotation, molecular function: phosphopantetheine binding; L-aminoadipate-semialdehyde dehydrogenase [NAD(P)+] activity. Lineage: Eukaryota; Fungi; Ascomycota; Pichiomycetes; Pichiales; Pichiaceae. The transcript has a single exon. The record is from RefSeq and is a predicted model, not a curated record. Gene Ontology annotation, biological process: L-lysine biosynthetic process.